CUCUUCUUUCUUUUUCGGAUCUACGAUUGCAGCGGGUUCUCACCCGAUACCCUGCCAUUUGCCCCACUCUCUGUUUCCCUCUAUCGCUCUGUCACGAAACAACAAUUGUAUCUCAGUUUUCGAUCGCCGAUGGGUUCACUCAAAAUGGAAGACAUGUCUCUGCCGACGCUCUUCGAGCAGGCUCGUAAAAUUCACCUUCUGGCAACCGACUCUGCCGCCGACAAGGAGGUGUUGAGAAAGGGCUGUGAAGCAUUACAACAGUGCGAGGAAAUGAUUAGCAAAUUAGGGUUGUUUUCAACUAACGAGACCAAGGAAGAUAUCAGCACUACAAAUCUCAAAUAUAUUCUGGUGCCGUUUUAUCUUGCUGAAUUGACAGAGAAGACUGGUGAGGAAGACAGGAUAGAGAUUUUGAAGGUUGCACAGGCCAAGUCAAAGGAGUUUCUUUCAUUCUGUGAUGCAAUGGAGCUUGUACCUGAAGAUGAGUUGGAAACAUCUGAACAAGGAGGUCAGAAUAGUUUUGUAGAUAGAAGGGCUAAGAAGAUUGCUCGUUUCAAGCGCCAACGUGCUGCAGAGUCAAAGCUUUUAGAAUUAAAGGAACGCAAAGAACGACGUGGGCGUUCAACUAAAGCUGCAGCCCCACUGUCUACUCCUGCCGAUGUCAAUGAUGUGCUAGAUGAUGAUGAUGAUGGUGAAGAGGAAAGGGAGGCAUGGCUUACAACAAUCUCAUUGGCUAUCUGCAAGGCUCUUGAUCUAAUGGAAAUGCUGAAGAAAGAGGAGGAAAUGCUUUCUGCAAUAAAGGAAAAGAAAGAGCAGGAAGGAGGAAUUGAAAUUUCCGAGGCUAUACUCGAGGAACGUGCGAAAACAGUAGAAGACUGGCAUCGAAAUGCCGCUGCUCGUGCUCGAUACAUGAAACCAGCAGCACCAAUUACAUGUGCUACUUUUGCUCAAGAUGUUUUGGAGGGAAGGGCCAAAGUAUCACAGCCACACGAUCACAAACACCAACAACCGCUCUUGUUUGGGCCGGCUAGUCUUGUGGGACCCGGUGGUGGUACAAGCCACAGGGAAAGGAUUGCUGCACAGGUUUUCCAACCUGGUCACAGAAUGCCAACAAUGAGCAUAGAAGAAGCUGGGUUGAAGGAGAUGGAUAUGAUGAAUAAAUGGCAAGAGAGGACUGCUAAGAUGAUAGAAGAAGCCAAUACUUCAUGGCAUAACGACAAGUGGAAGCCCAGGGCAGGUGGUGGUGAGGAUGAUGAAGAUGAAGAUGAAGAUAGGACAAGAGCUUUUGAUGACUGGAAAGAUGAGAACCCUCGAGGCGCAGGCAAUUCAAAGCUCACUCCUUGUGGCUAGCUUUGCUUUGCUUUGCUUUUUCUGAAUACUGCUGCUUCAUGUUGUACACGUCAUGUCAUUCAUAAUCAUUUAAGGCAGAUCAUAUGGAGAUUGGUGGAUAGAUUAUAUAUUUUUGCUAUGUAGAUUAAUGAUGAAACAAUAAUCACUAUAAAAGAUUAUGUUAUGCAUAUCACAAA
Messenger RNA from Lactuca sativa (garden lettuce), 1523 nucleotides. It is a transcript of the gene TAP46, whose product is annotated as 2A phosphatase associated protein of 46 kD. Gene Ontology annotation, biological process: regulation of signal transduction; regulation of dephosphorylation. Gene Ontology annotation, cellular component: cytosol. The record is from RefSeq and is a predicted model, not a curated record. NCBI's taxonomy places the organism in Eukaryota, Viridiplantae, Streptophyta, Magnoliopsida, Asterales, Asteraceae. Gene Ontology annotation, molecular function: protein phosphatase 2A binding.